This is a messenger RNA of Penicillium nucicola, 3063 nucleotides long. Its product is annotated as putative DNA excision repair protein (Rad26L). The transcript has 2 exons. Lineage: Eukaryota; Fungi; Ascomycota; Eurotiomycetes; Eurotiales; Aspergillaceae. Gene Ontology annotation, molecular function: ATP binding; ATP-dependent chromatin remodeler activity. The coding region runs from base 1 to 3063 and encodes 1020 amino acids. The record is from RefSeq and is a predicted model, not a curated record.
AUGACUGAUAAUAAAGACUCAACCGAUGUGAUUUAUAUCGACUCAGAUGAUGAUCUGGAGGUGACACACUAUUCAACUCCUGCAAGCAACCGGGGUCGUGCCCGGUCUCAGAAUGCGACACCAAUUAAAUUAGAGAAUACGCGUACCCUUGCUGGGUCAUCAAGUGCAGUGAAAUCCGAGUAUGUGGAUAGUGACUCAGACGGUUUCAACGAUGGCGAGGCUGCCUACAAGAAUUUCAAGGGCCGCAAAUCUUUGAAGCGCAGGCAGACUGCUGCAGCCACUCGUAAAGCUAAAACGCCCAGAACGGAUGCAGAUUCAAUCGUGGGUCGAGUGAAGGCAGAGCGACCGAAGCCUGUCCAGAAGCGACCCUUGAAGCAAUAUGGCGAGGUUUCCUCUGAAGAUGAACUCCUAGAAAAUGCAUUGCCGGGCUAUCUGAAGACCCGUCGGACCCAAUUCGAUCACAAGAAAGAGCGGUUGCAAGAUCUCGGGCUGAAGUUACCACCGUCCUACGACGAAAUCGAUUUCUCCGAUGAUGAACAACUGCAAAGCCUUCAAGAACGGCCUGUUCUCCUGGAUACUGAACCGAAACAAGAAUACAAGGAUAUUCAACUUCCGUACUCUCUCGGUAUCAUUCCCGCGCCAAUUGCACAGUGGCUCCGCCAGUACCAAGUAGAAGGUACUGCGUUUCUUCACGAGCUCUUCGUGUAUCAAAAGGGCGGUAUUCUCGGAGAUGAUAUGGGUCUCGGCAAGACUAUUCAGGUCAUAGCUUUCUUAACUGCCGCUUAUGGCAAGACAGGAGAUGAAAGAGAUGCCAAGCGCAUGCGAAAAAUGAGGAGAUCUAACGAUAGUGUGUGGUACCCACGUACCCUCAUCGUUUGCCCCGGAACACUGAUUGCCAACUGGAAGGCUGAGUUUACAAGAUGGGGAUGGUGGCAUGUCGAUAUCUACCACGGUGAAAAUAAGGACAUCGCUCUCCAUGCAGCAAAGUCUGGACGGGUGGAAAUUUUGAUCACUACUUACACCACCUACAUGAACAAUAAGGGAUCAAUUAACAUGAUUGAUUGGGACUGCGUCAUCGCGGACGAAUGCCACAAGAUUAAGGAGCGCAAAUCAGAGACUACUCAGUCUAUGAAUGAGAUUAAUGCGCUGUGCCGUAUUGGUCUUACUGGCACUGCUAUUCAAAACAAGUACGAAGAGCUAUGGACUCUUCUUGACUGGACUAACCCUGGGAUGUUGGGUCCAAUCUCCACCUGGAAGGCUCAAAUAUGUGAGCCUUUAAAGAUUGGGCAAUCACACGAUGCAACUUUGAGUGAGCUCAGCAGAGCGCGGAAAACGGCCAAGAAAUUGGUUGAGAAUCUGCUUCCUCAAUUCUUCAUUCGAAGGAUGAAGACACUGAUAGCAGAUCAGCUGCCUAAAAAGAGUGAUCGUGUCGUUUUCUGUCCUCUGACCGAGACCCAGGCCGAAGCUUACGAGAAUUUCCUUGAUAGCGAUAUCGUUGAGUACAUCAAAAACUCUACACAGCCUUGUGACUGUGGCUCGGGAAAGAAAGCUGGGUGGUGUUGCUAUAAACACAUACCAAACAGAGACCCCUCUGCGUGGCAGUCGUAUGUCUUCCCUGCUAUCAAUGUUCUUCAAAAGCUCAGCAACCACCUGGCUAUUCUCAUUCCCCAGGGGGCAGACCCCAAAGAUAAGCAGGUGAAGGACAAAGCCAUGUUAGAGCUUGCACUCCCCACAAAAUGGGAAGAUCUAUACCGCUCACGAGACUCCAUUGUGAAUUAUGCAAACCCUGAGUUUUGCGGGAAGUGGAAGGUUCUUCGGAAGCUGCUGAAAUGGUGGCAUUCCAACGGGGACAAAGUACUCAUCUUCUCACAUAGCGUGCGCCUGUUGAAGAUGUUACAGAUGCUGUUUCAUCAUACGAGUUAUAACGUCAGCUACCUGGAUGGGUCAAUGAGUUACGAUGAGCGCGCAAAGGCUGUUGACCAAUUCAACUCUGACUCGGGGCAAUUCGUUUUCCUGAUUUCAACCAAGGCCGGUGGAGUCGGUCUUAACAUCACAUCAGCCAACAAAGUUGUAGUGGUCGAUCCGAAUUGGAAUCCUUCAUACGACCUGCAAGCCCAAGACCGUGCCUACCGUAUAGGCCAACACCGUGAUGUCGAGGUUUUCCGACUCAUCUCUGCUGGAACAAUCGAAGAGAUUGUCUACGCUCGCCAGAUUUACAAACAACAACAAGCAAAUAUCGGGUACAACGCUAGCUCGGAGCGCCGUUACUUCAAAGGUGUACAAGAAAAGAAAGACCAAAAGGGUGAGAUCUUUGGUCUGCGCAAUUUCUUCGGAUAUCAGAAUGACAACAUCGUUCUGCGCGACAUUGUCAACAGAACCAACGUCGCUGAAAGUCGAGCAGGCGUCCGGGUCAUUGACGUGGAUCUUAAAGCUGAAGAAGAGACCCACGACUUCACAGAGCGACCUAUGAAGUCGGAAGACGAUGCAAUGAGCCAACUAGCUGAAAUGAUAUGUGCGGACCAAGAGGAGAAAUUGAAGCCACCGACCUCAACCAACCUCCCUACGCCCCACAAGCACGAUCCCGUCCAGGCAAUUCUCGCUGGCGCAGGUGUCGAAUACACUCACCUGAACAACGAGGUCAUCGGAUCCUCCCGCGUCGAAGAGGAUUUGAGUCGUCGUGCUAAGCUUGCACCUGAGGAUACCUUAGGUGAUCAGCAGGUGUUCAUGUCCUCUCAACCCAUUUCUGAUAGGGGAAAACAACCUGUGCGGUUCAAAUAUCAUCCUCCCGAGGAGGUAAAGCGACGCCAGUUUUGUAGCAUGGCGAGGCACCUUGGAUAUGCUGAUGCUACGGAGUUUGCGCUUGUUGUUGAGAGUAUGACGCAGGAGCAGAGGAGAGCUUGUCUUGAUACUUGGUAUCGAGAAAGAAGGGAAUUCUUGCUUUCGAAAGAUGAAAAUGAAGUUAAGGACGAAGAAGGCUUUAAGCGUGAGACUCUCGGAGGAUACAUCAAAAACGAGAACGUCAAAAGGGAGAUGAGUAUCAAAGAUGAGGAGGUUUUCCUAUGA